Belonocnema kinseyi is the source of this 2741-nucleotide messenger RNA. RefSeq names its product protein transport protein Sec23A (gene Sec23). Gene Ontology annotation, molecular function: GTPase activator activity; zinc ion binding. The record is from RefSeq and is a predicted model, not a curated record. The coding region runs from base 199 to 2526 and encodes 775 amino acids. Gene Ontology annotation, cellular component: endoplasmic reticulum exit site; COPII vesicle coat. NCBI's taxonomy places the organism in Eukaryota, Metazoa, Arthropoda, Insecta, Hymenoptera, Cynipidae. Gene Ontology annotation, biological process: COPII-coated vesicle budding; COPII-coated vesicle cargo loading; endoplasmic reticulum to Golgi vesicle-mediated transport. The transcript has 12 exons.
CUGAAAGACUGCUUCUGAUCCUUUCAAGAGUGACGUGGCUCGAAUGACGGCUACACGAGUCGAAAGCGUGUUGUUAAUAAGUGUAAUUUUUGUUCAGUGUUAAAAAUAUGAUUUAAAUAACGUUCUCCGAAAAGUGUAAAAUACCUUUCUCAUCGCUAAUUCAUCUUAGAAAAAGCGAGGAAACGGAAUUUACGCAUCAUGACCACCUACGAGGAAUUUAUCCAACAAAACGAAGAUCGGGAUGGCGUUCGUUUCACCUGGAACGUUUGGCCACUUUCUCGAAUUGAUGCCACGAGACUAGUUGUGCCCUUAGGAACACUUUUUCAACCAUUAAAAGAGCGUACAGAUCUUCCAGCUAUUCAGUAUGAUCCAGUUCCAUGCACGAGAUCCACGUGUAGAGCGAUUCUCAAUCCCCUUUGCCAAGUGGAUUAUCGAGCUAAACUUUGGGUCUGCAACUUCUGCUUCCAGAGAAAUCCUUUUCCACCUCAAUAUGCUGCCAUUUCUGAACAACAUCAACCAGCUGAGUUGAUUCCGAUGUAUUCGACAAUCGAAUACACAAUAAUGAGAGCACAAUGUUUGCCACCGAUUUUCCUCCUAGUUGUCGACACUUGCAUGGAUGAAGAAGAAUUAGGUGCCUUGAAAGAUUCUUUGCAAAUGUCGUUGUCCCUCCUUCCACCGAACGCUCUCAUCGGUCUCAUUACGUUCGGAAAAAUGGUCCAGGUUCAUGAACUAGGAUGUGAAGGAUGCAGUAAAAGCUAUGUUUUCCGCGGCACGAAGGAUCUCCAGCCGAAACAAAUCCAAGAAAUGUUAGGUAUUGGAAGGCCAGUUCCCGGACAGAAUACGAAUCAGCAGAGAGGACCAACUGGUCAGCCUCUUCCGCCUGCGAAUCGAUUCUUGCAACCGGUUCAUAAAUGCGACAUGAGCCUAACCGAUCUCCUGGGAGAAUUGCAAAGAGAUCCUUGGCCAGUCGCUUCUGGAAAACGUCCUCUUCGUUCCACUGGAGUGGCACUUGCUGUCGCGACUGGAUUACUCGAGGCUAGCUACGCCAACACUGGAGCGAGAAUCAUGCUCUUCGUCGGCGGACCCUGUUCCCAAGGUCCCGGUCAAGUCGUAACUGACGAUCUCCGCCAACCGAUCAGAUCCCACCACGACAUCCACAAAGACAACGCGAAACACAUGAAAAAAGCGACCAAACACUACGACAGUUUAGCAGCUCGUGCUGCCGCAAAUGGUCACGCAAUAGACAUUUAUUCCUGUGCGCUCGAUCAAACUGGACUUUUAGAAAUGAGACAGUGCUGUAAUUCGACUGGUGGUCACAUGGUGAUGGGCGACUCAUUCAAUUCCUCUCUCUUCAAGCAAACCUUCCAACGCGUUUUCGCGAAAGAUUCCAAAGGUGAUUUGAAGAUGGCAUUCAAUGCCACUCUGGAGGUCAAAACGUCGAGGGAAAUGAAGGUCUGUGGAGCGAUUGGACCGUGUGUGUCGCUUGGAGUGAAGGGAGCGAGUGUCGCUGAUCAGGAAGUGGGAUUGGGAGGUACUUGUCAAUGGAAAUUUUGCUCUUUGACACCUUCCACGACGACUGCCUUGUUUUUCGAUGUUGUUAAUCAACAGGCAGCGCCGAUUCCUCAAGGUGGCCGAGGAUGCAUUCAGUUUAUUACUCAGUAUCAACAUUGCAGUGGCCAACGCCGAAUUCGAGUCACGACUAUUGCCAGGAAUUGGGUGGAUGCUUCGACGUCUUUGCAUCACGUGAGUGCAGGAUUUGAUCAAGAGGCAGCUGCAGUUUUGAUGUCUAGAUUAGCAGUAUUCAGAAGCGAGUCUGACGAUGGAUCUGAUGUUCUUCGCUGGGUUGACAGAAUGCUAAUUAGGCUCUGUCAAAAGUUCGGAGAAUAUUCCAAAGAUGAUCCGAACAGCUUCAGACUCGCGGAGAAUUUUUCUUUGUAUCCUCAGUUUAUGUACCAUUUGCGUAGAUCGCAGUUCCUGCAAGUGUUUAAUAAUUCUCCAGAUGAAACGAGCUUCUACAGACACAUGUUGAUGAGAGAAGAUCUCACGAAUUCCUUGAUAAUGGUGCAACCAAUUUUGUAUAGUUAUGGAUUCGGUGGUCCUCCUGAACCAGUUUUAUUAGACACGUCGUCCAUCCAACCUGACAGAAUUCUUCUGAUGGACACUUUCUUCCAGAUUCUUAUAUUCCACGGAGAAACAAUAGCCCAAUGGCGACAAUCCAAGUAUCAGGACCUUCCAGAGUAUGAAAAUUUCCGACAGUUGCUCGCCGCUCCAGUAGACGAUGCUGCUGAAAUUUUAGCAGUAAGAUUUCCAGCUCCUCGAUACAUCGACACUGAACAAGGAGGUUCACAAGCUCGGUUCCUUUUGAGCAAAGUGAACCCGAGUCAAACGCAUAAUAAUAUGUACGCCUAUGGAGCGGGGAUGCCGAUACCCAGUGGGGAAAGUGGAGCUCCCGUUUUAACCGACGACGUAAGUCUACAAGUAUUUAUGGAACACCUCAAGAAAUUAGCAGUCUCGUCUACUGUUUAGUUUAAGUUUAGCUUCUAGAAUUAUACAGGAAUAUGUGAAACGAAAAUGUUCAAAACUCUUUUCAUAAUGCAACUGUAAUUUAUCAAAUUAAUAUGAAUGAGUUCACGCGUAAGGUUAAGGAUGUAAGCUUAUGCAAUGUACCACAAUGCAUUUUUUUAAAAACGUACUGUAAAGAAUAAUAUAAAUGAGGAAUUAUAGAUAAGUAUUUGUCCAUU